This is a messenger RNA of Brassicogethes aeneus, 1511 nucleotides long. NCBI's taxonomy places the organism in Eukaryota, Metazoa, Arthropoda, Insecta, Coleoptera, Nitidulidae. The record is from the annotation of a GenBank genome assembly.
AUGCUGUACAGACAGAUAGCCGGAAGGUAUUUAUCUAAUUUAGUUCGACCUACGAUAGCUGACAAAAUGUGUUUGGAUGUUUUAACUGAUUAUAAGGUCGCUGUGGAUAAAUUAAAUAGUUUGCAGAGUAAUGCACAUUAUAUUGAGCAAUAUGGUAAAAAAACCAAGGAUAAUCAACACAAGUUUAAUUCAGUUACACAAACAGAAAUAUUUCUUCAAAAGUCGGGGGUUUCACUGGAAGACUUGGAUAAGCUGUCAAUAAUCCAUGUGGCUGGAACUAAGGGAAAAGGCACGACUUGCGCAUUAUCGGAAAGUAUUCUUAGACAUCACGGAUAUAAGACUGGAUUUUUUUCAUCGCCACAUUUACUGGAAGUUAGGGAGAGAAUUCGAAUCAAUGGGUAUCCCAUUGAAAAAAAAGACUUUGUUAAUUAUUUCUGGAAAAUUUAUAAUGCUCUUGAUGCCAAUAAAAGUCAUGAGUAUGAUAUGCCUUUAUAUUUUGGAUUCAUGACACUUAUGGCUUUCCAUGUUUUUUUGGAUAAAAAAGUUGAUGUGGCUAUUGUGGAAGUUGGAAUUGGAGGAGAAUAUGAUUGCACCAAUAUUUUAAGAAAAAAAGACGUAACCGCCAUAACAUCUCUCGGCAUAGACCAUACCAUAAUACUGGGAGACACGAUCGAAUCAAUAGCUCAAAAUAAAGCCGGCAUAAUGAGAAAAGGGACUAGAACGUUUACAGUACCGCAGAGCGAUGAUGCCAUGAAAGUACUUAGCGAAGAAAGCGAUAAGAGGCAGAGCGAGUUAAUUGUGGUUAACAGCCAGCCAGACACCAUCGGUAAUGACGUAUUUCCCCAAUAUAUAUUUAAUUUGAACGCCGGUCUAGCGCAGGCUGUUAGCGAGUAUUGGAUGCAAAAACGUUCUAAUGGCAAAAUAUUUUCCAAAGAACUAACCAAAAUUGCGAUGGAGAAUUGCAAAUGGCCGGGUAGAUUCGAAAUAAGAAGUAGAAACAAUAUAUGUUAUUUUUUGGAUGGAGCACAUACCAUUGACAGUAUAAACGUUUGUAAUAAAUGGUUUGAAGAAAAAACGAAAUCUUCGCCAAAAAAAAAGGUUCUCAUGUUCAACCUAACAGGUGAUAGAGAUUCUGGGAAAAUUUUGAGCAAAUUACACGCUCAAAAGUUUGAUUUAGUGGCAUUUGUCCCCAAUCAAUCAAAAAAUGAUUCCAAGUCAGAUAAACAAUUGAUUAAGUGCAAGGAGUUCAUGACGCAGUGGUUGGAAUUGAACGAAGAAGAAUCGAACACCGAAGAGACGAAAGUUUUUCCCUCCGUUUAUGACGCGAUCGAGUAUCUGGAAAAUCAAGACGGCGAGUUUAAUAUGCUGGUGACUGGAUCGUUGCACUUGAUAGGGGCUGUGUUCGGAAUUUUGGAUCCUAACCUCAAAGGAACGCUUGUCUAAGUUUUUUUUAUAUAAGGAGAGAAUCUGAAUCUACAAUUUACUUCGCACAAGUUAAAAAAGUGAGGGGG